AUGUCUACUGUCCUUCAGGGUCCCGUCGAGGCGCGGUCACUGUCAUCCGUGACCGCUAUCGCAUCGAAUCCCCCCGCCUACCCGCGCAAUCCCACCCACGGGAAACACGAACCGUUGUCCCUAUACAUUGUGCGCGUACCAGGAAGCAAAGACAUUUUCCUUUCGCCUCUGAAACCACCAACCAAGUCCAGUGUUUCCGCGGAGGCUAUCAAUGCUUCUCUUUAUUAUCUCCAUGUCUCGACUCCCGAAGAUGACACCCUGCUCCAAGAAGCGCAAGAACAGCGCGAGGAGGAGGCCCAGUUGCGUAAGGAACGGCUCGAGAAAGCAGGCGCCGACGACCCAGCGCAGCGCGAGUUUGCACGGCUGAACAAUGUGCGUCGCAAACCUGUGAGAGGGGAAACAAACCCCGAGGCUGCACCAGUACUACCCCAACACAAUGUUGCUGCUCCCCCGGCCUUGCCGCCGAAACAACCCAUGGCGCAGGUGACUGCGGAAAAUGUUUCUUUUUCUGGGACCCCAGUGGCCAAUACAAGGCUUAAUUCGGGAUAUCCCGUAUCCGAAGGUGCAGUAGGUGAGACUGGUGUUCAGAGUGCCGUACCGCGACGGCCACUCCCUCCCCUGCCACCUGGUGAAGAAUCAUGGGCCGAUACUCCAACCCAGGACCCCAAUAAGAGAACUACCCGGUGGAGUGCAUUCGCCGGACAUAUUCAAAGUAAGGGAGAGAAUUGGAAGGAAAGAUACGAGGCACUGUCGGCUGGCCGCCAUAGCCUCGACUCUCCCAGGCCACAAUUGCGACCUCGCUCGUCGCAUGACCGCCCCGGGUCACCACUAAGAAGCCCUGGACAAUCGCCUUCUCGGCAGAGAAAUGCACAUAGUAAUCCUUCUAGCAAUGCUGGUUUUCACAUCACCCUUAUCAGACGUGAUCCAGCAUCUGGCACACAAUGGAAUGUGGCGACCAUCUCAACUCCGCGCAUGGACUGCAAUGCUGUCGAUAUCGAGAUCUCCACGCCCGGGUAUAAUAAAUUCGCAGGCUCCAAUGAACUACCUUCAUUAUCCAGCCUGGCAGGCAACAUCCCAACAGGGAUUGGCCGCCUGUCUGGCGCUGCACUCCAGCGAUCCUUGGCCGCUGAGCUACCAAAAGAAGCAAAAGAACAACCAUCAGGGCCGCGCAAAUUCCACCGCCAGCUCUGCGUGUCAAAACCUUUCGACGACUCCGCCAACUGCAGCAACGGCCAUGUCCCAGAUAGCUCAAAGUUGAAAAGCGGCUACUACGUCUUCACCUCACCCUGGAACGGCACCUGCACCUUCUCCAGCAGCGUCAACGGUCGAAGCCUCAAAUGCAAACACAUGAUCCCAACCCCAGGUGGUCCAGUCCCACCAUCGGGCGAGACCGAAGCUCCCUCUGCUGUGACCGUGGCCGAGCUCCGCUUCAACACUCCUUUCCAAGCAGCCAACCUGCACACACAUGCCCAACACGCAGUCCACAAGCCACAACCCAAUCAUGUAUCUCCCUUCACCCAAAGCCAACUCCAAAUUCAAUCUCUCCCCCGUCCCAUCCUUGACACCGAAAACCGACCCCCGGACACCCCCUCAUCCAACUACGCAGCCGCCAAACGCGGCUCGUUCUCCCAACUUCUAAACCCAAACACUUACUCCCGUCCGCGCGCCCAUUCAGGCCCAGGCUCAACCCCCUCCAUCCCCGCCACGCCGACCGACCAACGGCCCUCCUUCAACCCCUCCAAUCUCCUCCGCAGAACCUCCUUGCAUGCGCAGCGCUUUGCGCGCCAGAACCAGUUCCACCCUCCGCAAUCCCGACACCGCAGCAUGAGCAAUAGCAGCAAUGGCGUGGAUUGCGAUGCAGAAUCUGAUGAGGACAGGCUGGAUUUAUCGCUUGCGAGGGAGCCUGCUGGUGGUGGGUUUAGGGGGAAGAGUGCCAAGCUGGGAAAAUUGGUUAUUGAGGAUGAGGGCAUUAAGAUGCUCGAUCUUGUUGUUGCGGCUUGUAUGGCUGUUUGGUGGAGGGGCUACUAUUACUAG
Messenger RNA from Penicillium soppii, 2034 nucleotides. RefSeq lists its product as uncharacterized. NCBI's taxonomy places the organism in Eukaryota, Fungi, Ascomycota, Eurotiomycetes, Eurotiales, Aspergillaceae. Bases 1 to 2034 code for a protein of 677 amino acids. The transcript has 2 exons. The record is from RefSeq and is a predicted model, not a curated record.